Molecule: messenger RNA, 1661 nt
Organism: Trichomycterus rosablanca
Lineage: Eukaryota; Metazoa; Chordata; Actinopteri; Siluriformes; Trichomycteridae
Gene: sema6cb
Product: sema domain, transmembrane domain (TM), and cytoplasmic domain, (semaphorin) 6E
Exons: 13
Coding region: 213-1661 (482 amino acids)
Biological process (GO): negative chemotaxis; negative regulation of axon extension involved in axon guidance; neural crest cell migration
Cellular component (GO): plasma membrane
Molecular function (GO): semaphorin receptor binding; chemorepellent activity
Source: RefSeq, a predicted model, not a curated record
AGUCUGUUCGUGUUUUCGGGGUGAUCACGUCUCAUCCCCUCCUCUCAUCAUCCCAACCCAGAACUCAGAACUUCUGCUUCGGUCCUCAGUUCUCCUCCGAGUUCUGAGCUGAGAGAACUCUCUCAACUGGGUUCUGCUGCCACCAGGCAUUACCAGUAAGAGGAACCAGAUCUGACCAUGCUGUGAACCUGAGCGCUGUAGCUGGAGCUGAAAUGCAGUUGGUUUUGAGGCUGCGGCCCCUUCUGGCCCUGACCCUUACCUUCACUGGUCUAUCACUGCUGUCCGAUGCGGCAACGCCGUUUCCCCAGGACCUGGAGCCAAUCAGCAUCGUCGGGAGUGAGUACUCCUACCUGUACCCUAGUUUCCAGGGCAACAUGACGGAUAAUGACACAGCGAGACUCGGUCUGGACUUCCAGCGGAUGCUUCGCAUAAACCACAUGCUCUACAUAGCAGCCAGGGAUCACGUCUUCGCCGUCAACCUCAGCGCGUCGACCGAGCAGAUCAUCCCUCAGCAGAAACUGACUUGGAAGACGAAGGACGUGGAGAAAUGCACAGUGAGGGGCAAGAACAGCGAUGAAUGCUACAACUACAUCAAAGUGCUGGUGCCUCGCAACGAUGAGACGCUGUUUGCAUGUGGAACCAACGCGUUCAACCCCACCUGUCGCAACUACAAGAUGUCCACACUGGAGCAGGUUGGCGACGAGGUGCUCGGUCAGGCUCGCUGCCCUUUCGAAUCGCGCCAGUCCAACGUUGGCCUGUUCGCGGGUGGUGAUUUCUAUUCAGCCACGAUGACAGAUUUUUUAGCGAGUGAUGCAGUAAUCUACAGGAGUUUGGGAGACAGUAGUUCAGUCCUGCGGACCGUCAAGUACGACUCCAAGUGGCUGCGAGAGCCUCAUUUCCUCCACGCCAUAGAGUAUGGGAAUUAUGUGUACUUUUUCUUCAGUGAGAUUGCAGUCGAGUACACGACUCUCGGCAAGGUGGUAUUUUCCAGGGUGGGCCGAGUAUGUAAGAACGAUAACGGAGGUUCUCCCAGGGUUCUCGAGCGAUACUGGACGUCAUUCCUUAAAGCCCGACUGAACUGUUCCGUUCCGGGAGAUUCGUUUUUCUACUUCGACGUGCUUCAGUCUUUAACGAAUGUGAUGCAGAUCAACCACAGACCUGCUGUACUGGGAGUUUUCACCACUCAGGCCAACAGCAUCACUGGAUCUGCCGUGUGUGCCUUCUACAUGGACGACAUCGAGCGGGUGUUUAAUGGCAAAUUCAAGGAGCAGAAGACCAGCGAAUCGGCCUGGACCCCUGUACCCGACGAGCAGGUGCCCAAACCCAGGCCAGGUUCCUGUGCAGGUGACGGUUCUGCUGCUGCCUAUAAGUCCUCCACCAGUUUUCCAGAUGAUACUCUGACCUUCAUCAAGUCCUACCCGCUCAUGGACGAGGCUGUACCCUCGAUGAACGGACGACCUUGCUUCACGCGGACCACAAGCAGGUUUAAGUUGACCCAGUUAGCAGUGGACACCGCCGCCGGGCCUUAUAAGAACCACACGGUUCUGUUCCUGGGCUCGGAGAACGGCCACGUUUUGAAGAUCCUUGCCAGUACUCAUCCUAAUUCCAGCUACAGCAGCCAGCUCCUGGAGGACAUCGAUGUUUACAACCCUGCCAAGUAA